UUCUAACCAGUCUUCGACUGACUUUUGUUGUGAACAGGUGUGUUAGACCUCAUCGGAAAGGUCCUCUCUCUCGCGGCCAAUCGAUUUUGGGAGUAGUGAAAAAUCGAACAAAAAUUGCUUUUAGUGAUAAAAAUCUGCCGAUUCCCUCUGCAUACGUUAUUCGAUCGAUCAUUUCGAUUGAUUACUUUGUUUUAAUUGUGUCAUUGGCUGAAGGGCUCACUUUGUUGGAGAAAGAAAAAAAUAAUUAAAUUUGAUACCUAAAAUCGCAUGGUGUGGUGCGAUAGGUAAUUUUUUUCUUGAUUUUUUUUGCGAACCUUUUUGUUUCGAGUGUGUUUCGCUCGUUUCGCUAGUGUGAGAAAUAUAAGCAGAGUGGCAUACCGGGAAGGAAUUCAGAAAUAAUGGCGGAGAACGAAGAUUUAAGUAACAGCAGCAGUAGUAGUAGUAGUAGAGAGGAUAUGCAUUUUUUUGAAGGAGUCGAGAAGCUAUUGGAGAUCUGGUUUGAAUCGAAUUCAACCAACAAAAAUGCUGAUUUGAGAAAAAUUCCUAGAGCGAUGUGGGAUGCCUUGUUGAAAACGGUCCGAUGCGAAAUUAUCAGCUUCACCAGAAAUGAACAGAUUGAUGCGUAUGUGCUAAGCGAGAGCAGCAUGUUCGUAUCGAAACGUAGAUGGAUUCUGAAGACGUGCGGCACCACAACUCCACUGCAAUGUUUGGAACCAUUGUUGCGUCUUGCGGAGGAAAUUGCCGGCUACAGCGAGAUCGAGGAUCUGUUUUAUUCGCGCAAGAACUUUAAACGACCGGAAAUGCAAGUUUCUCCACACCGUGGUUUCGAGGAGGAAGUGGCCUUCCUCGAUUCAUUUUUCGAAGAUGGACGCGCCUACAGUCUGGGUGCGAUCAAUCGUGACUGCUGGUAUCUCUACACGUUGAGCCGCGGGGGAGGGGGCUCCGCCAAUAAGCAAUUGAUGAACAACAUUAAGAACAACAAUAACAACUUUAAUAAUCAGAACAACAAUAAUAACAACAACAACAAUGUUAACAGAACUAUUCAAACAACAAAUGUCGCGCUGACUCCGUUGGCCAAGUUGAGUCUAAUGGAAUCUCUGCAAUUACCCGAUCCAGAUCAGACCAUCGAGAUACUGAUGACUGAUUUGGACCCAGAGGUAAUGGCCGUUUUUACGAAAGAUGUUUGUAAUACGGCAAAGGAGGCAACCCAGAAAUCUGGUAUUCAUAAACUGAUCCCAGGGAUGGUGAUCGAUGAUUAUCUCUUUGAUCCGUGCGGUUAUUCAAUGAAUGGAGUAUCCAAAAGCUGCGCAAAAAAUUAUAAACAGGGAUGCUACAUGACAAUUCAUAUUACACCGGAGCCCGACUUUUCGUACGUCAGCUUCGAAAGCAAUGUCGCUUCAUCGAGUUAUGGUGAAUUGAUUGCACGUGUCAUCGAAACAUUCCAACCCGGGAAGUUUAUUGUGACUAUUUUCGCUAACAAGACAUCACCGGCCGCCAACGCAUUCCGUGAGCUUGAGCACUUGGCAACGAUUGAUCAGUGGAAGCGCCGUGAUAUCCAAUUUUCGCGCUUUGCCAGCUACGAUCUGACAUACGCUCAAUACUGUAAAUACCCAAGCUGAGGUUUACCGUGCCUAGCCCUUGAAGGGGCUAACUCAGCUUCUCCCUUUUUCCCAACUCCAUCCUGGUCCACUACUAAAUCCCUUUCCUCCGUUUUCAUCACCCGUUCUUCUCCCUUCACCUGUAUGUCCGCUCCAGUGGCUCUGUUCCGUGCGUUUUUCAACAUUUUUCCAGUGUUGGCAUCUCUCAGCUUUGCUAUCAAUUACUUCUUCGGCCUGGCGGAUAAUGAAUACAACAGCAACAACAACAGCAACAACAACAACAACAACGGUAAAAUCAAUGAUGUAGAUAAAAUGGACCACAGUGUCGAUAAAUCUCAAGAUCGGUGCUUCGAACUAUCGACCACUGAAAAAGAUGAAAACUUCAUGAAAUUCUACAGUCAAAUGAGAAAGCUGAUCGAUUUGCCAACGGUAUUGUUCACAAUAAUUCUAAUUCAGUUAAUUUCAUUUGUACUAGUGCUGAACAUUGAGGAGUGCUCGCCGCUAGUUUUAUUUUCUUGGUGGCGCAACAAGAUAUCCUGAAAUUGACUACUACGUGGCAAACGACCGGUUAGCAGCAGUCUCGGCUGCUGCCUCCUUCCGUUCUGAUGCCUUACCUGAUGUUCAUACUUAUCGCUACUGUUAUUAUUUUGAUAAUAAUACAUUAUCGAUCAUCAUGCGUUUUCGUUCCGCUCCCUUGCGGAGCGAAACUUAUACAGAUGAGUUCCCCCGUCGAUGUUGCUACAAUGUUUGGUUUAUUUGCAGCCAAUCGGUUGUUGCCGGCCACCUGAUAGUAGCUAUCGCGAUCAUCGCUGCAGUGUCUGUAUGUGAUAUGCAUACAAAAUCAUUACCACUAUCGUAUGUUUCGUUUACCAUAAGCUGCUCUCACGGCGAUACGAUCCACAGUAAAUUUAAAGUUUUAAGGGGAAAUUUUAUAAACAGCAAAACAAACCAAGCAAUUGUUGAUAGAAGCAGCCGGUGUAGUGCAGUCUCUCUCGAUCAAAUAACCUACAAUCAACAGCUAGAUGUUGUAGUCGUUCAGUGUAACCAGCACCACCGAGAGAUGCACCACCGAUACAUUACCUUUUUUAGCACCUUAUACAAAAUAAUGGCUAAUAACAAUGGUAAUAACAGCUAUCUGCUAAAUGUCGUAGAUUUCAAUUUUAUCAUGAGGAUAGUAAACCACAAAAUGAUUCUAGUUGAAAGUAUAAUAUUCACUUAUCUAAUAUCAUUGGAUCUGUAUUCGUAGCAAAAAAAAAACAAAGAAAAUAAAAUUACAUGAAUAUUACAUAAUAACCACCAACAUUAAACUAAAAGCAUUUUAACAAAAAUUAUCAAAGAAACCGGUUCAAUAUGAAUCGAAAUCAGUUACAGUGUUUACUACUUUUUUUUCCUACAUUUUCGAUAGAACAUUCUUCGCCGUCGCUGAUUCCAUGACGGUGGAUGUGCGAACUAACUGUGUCAUAUAUAAUGAAACUUUCUAAAAUAAUAAAUAAUCAUAUUAUAUUAAACUGAACAAACCAAAAGCAACAAACAUACAAAUUGAAUGAAAAUACAAAGCGAGAACGACUAAGGAAGAAAAAAAAACAAAAAUUGCUAUAUGAUCACAAUGAGGGUCUGAAACCGAACCAAUAAGAUUGAACAUGUAACUGAAGAAUCAGAGACCUAGUAAGCAGUUAAAUAUGUAAAAUAUUUAAUUAACACUGUUGAUAUUUGUCCAACAAAAUAGUGAACAACAAGAAACAAAAGUUAAGCAAUUGAACUACUAUUUCAUGGGCGUUACUAAAUAAGCUUCCGCAGUUACUAAGUGAUUAAAUCGGCUCCUUACAAGGUCUCUGCUAUGCGCAAAGCGAUAUAUUUUUCUAAUUAAUAAUAAAUCAUUUCAAAAAACAAAACCUAGUUGUAAGAUUAUUGUUACGUGAAACAAGAUCGUUUGAUUUUGACUGGAUUCGCAAUAAUCGUUAUCGGGACUUUUCAGAAGUGUUCAGUUAUACUUUUCACAAAUAAAGUUAAACAAAUGAUGUAAACAAUAAAUUUAUCAUUCAUAGUAUAAGUAAGUUUUCCACAAUUUAAUUUCAGCGAAUAAAAUAGUUUAAUUGGUAUGCGGGAGA
Malaya genurostris is the source of this 3706-nucleotide messenger RNA. RefSeq names its product S-adenosylmethionine decarboxylase proenzyme (gene SamDC). Lineage: Eukaryota; Metazoa; Arthropoda; Insecta; Diptera; Culicidae. Gene Ontology annotation, molecular function: adenosylmethionine decarboxylase activity. The record is from RefSeq and is a predicted model, not a curated record. The transcript is spliced from 7 exons. Gene Ontology annotation, cellular component: cytosol. Gene Ontology annotation, biological process: spermine biosynthetic process; spermidine biosynthetic process. The coding region runs from base 399 to 1619 and encodes 406 amino acids.